AUGCCAAGCACAAGCAAGCCGUGUCACAACUGUCGUCGUCGACGCCUGCGCUGCGACCGCUCAUGGCCAACAUGCCACAAAUGCGCGGUCUCAGGGCAGGAGUGCCUCGGGUACGGCAAGGUGUUCGUGUGGACGACACAGGCGAUUGAUUCUCAUGGCAAUCUGAAACCCACGCAAUCCAGCCGCCAUGCUACAGAUCCCCACGUCUCCGCGGCGUCGAGCACUGCUACGAGCCCCAUCAUGAUGAGCAGCAGUGAUGCGACGCUUCCCCCAUCAAAUCCUCACCAGGGGCACGCUCAACCCCUAAUGCAAACGAACGAGUCCAUGUGCCCAGCACUUUCGCCCGAGCCUGGAACCGCAUCAGCCAUGGUACUCACAGAUCCCGUUUUUCAAGACCUGGACCGCCCAUCCAGAUCUUACCUCGCUUACUUCGCUGAUCGUGUUUGUCAAGACCUUGUCGGCAGGGACAGCCCUGGCAGUAACCCGUUCCGGGAAUUGUUACCGAUGACAAGAAAGCACCCCCUUCUACUCCAGAUUCUCAUUGCCACCUCAGCCAUCCACUGGUCCAAUAUCAUCCGGCCAAUCACAGACAUAUCUACCGGCCUCACCGACCCCGGUGGAUAUCUUGCCUCGCUUAGGUCGAGGGACUUGGUGUCCCGCCAAGCCCUCAUCGAUGCCCUCACUGCCAAGCAGAAGGCGAUGGUUCAUAUGCGCGAGGUCCUUGAUACCUUGGAUCCUGCAGGGAGUGAAGUCGCCUUGGCCGCCAUGCACUUCUUCAUCAAGUUCGAUCUCAUCGAUGUUGAGAAGAAAGAUCCAUCUAGUUGGAAAGCACAUCUUGAGGGCGCAGCUAGCAUCAUGGCAUUACUAACACCAGACAAUAUGAAGAGUUCUUCGAGUAGGACGCUUCGAGAUUGUGUCAUUGCGGACUGCUUCAUCUACCACAUAUUUGGCUCCACACUCUCGUCAGGAGGUCUGGCAGCUCGGAUUGCUAAAUACGCGUUCGAUUUACUACCAGUUAUGAAGCGAGUGGAGGUCACGAGUUCGCUAUCAUGUCCUCCAGAAAUACUCCAAAUCAUCCUCAUGGCUUCACAGUUAUCCUAUGAUACCCCUUGCACCGACACUUGGUCGCUUCCCCCAACAAGAGAAGCUCUUUCUCUGAUUGACCAAGCGCUGACCUUCGAUAUCCCAGCGUGGGCAGAGCAGCUACGCCAGAUUCCACACAUCACAGAUGUCGAAAGUCGAGUACAUGUAGCUUCUGCGCAUCGAUCUGCGGCCUGUUUAUACAUCCUGCAGGCGUUACCCCUUGUCCGUUCCUUAAGACCGGUCGAUACAGACCUACUGGUCAAAGAUAUUCUAGAACAUGUUGCUGCUUUGGGGCACGAUGACCCCUACUUCAAAGCUUCAUCAUGGCCAACAUUCAUAGCCGGGGCCGAAACGUGCGAUGCAGAAAAACGCACUUGGACCCUGAAGAGACUGCUGGACAUGUGGGAAACAUGCCGCUGGGGAUAUAUCUUUACUGCAAUCGAGAUGCUCAAAGCAACUUGGCAACUACAAGAUGCUGCAGCCAAGGCCGGUAACAUGGAUAGUCGAGCACACUGGCUACAGGAUUUGAAAGGGCUAGGCUUUGAACAUUUGAUUGUUUAA
Molecule: messenger RNA, 1644 nt
Organism: Clonostachys rhizophaga
Lineage: Eukaryota; Fungi; Ascomycota; Sordariomycetes; Hypocreales; Bionectriaceae
Source: the annotation of a GenBank genome assembly